UCCCAUGAUGACAUACUGAAACUGAACAAGAAGUUGAAGACUUUCAGUAAUUUUACAAAAAAUAAUGGAUGAACCAAUGGAAGCAGAAGCAGACUCUACUCAGCCUGAUUUAGCACCAGACGAUGGCGACCAAAAAGUAAAGCAUCAUCCUCUCUUACGGCCAGGAAGCAUGGUGAUGAUGACCAUAACAACUGAAGAUUACAGGACACAGUACUGGCCUAAACUAGAGGGAGCCAUAGAUCAACUACUGAGCAUGACCCCCGGGCAGUACAUACCUAUCUCAUAUGAACAAAUGUAUAGCUGUGUUUAUAAAUGUGUCUGUAAGCAGUUCUCUGAGAAACUCUACACAGAUCUGAUGAACCACAUGGCUCUACAUCUUGAGAAACUAAAUGAACAGCUAAAGGCACUGAUGCGGGAUGAAGAACCAAAGUCUUUCAUUGAGAAGUUUUCUUUCAUUUUGAACCAGUAUUUACAGGCCUUAGGUGGCAUUGUCCCUAUUUUUAAUUAUAUGAAUAGAUUUUAUGUUGAAACCAAAUUGAAAACAGAUUUGAAUGAAGAACUGAAGAAAUUAUUUCAACAGCAUGUGUUAGAUCAACAUAUAGAAUUCAUUUUGUCAUUAUUGGAAGAAGCUAAUUCCAAACCAUUCACCAUAUCUCCCCCUACAAUGGCAAACACAGUGAAGAACAUACAUUCUGUAAAUCCAGACUAUGCAAAGAUAAAACCAGGUCUUUUCUCCAGAUUCCUCCCUACCGUUCUUCCCUCCACUUCAGUUAAUGACCUGGAACAGUACAUCGCAGAAACUCGUCAGAUGCAGGAAGAAAUGAAAAUGUUACAGGAAUUCAGGGGGUGUGAUUUCAAACGGAAAAGAGCUGAUGAUGACGUACCUGUAAAAUGAGGAACAAUUGUUGGGAGCUUUUAAUUGACUGUGAUACUGAGGCCAGGAGGAUUUUCUAUUGUGCUGUUGAAUUAAAUUGUAUGUGUGCUAUAUGACAUAAUGUAUAUAAAUCACACACUGUGCUAGAGUGGAGAAGACUUUCCUUCCUCUUUAACACUGGGGUGAUUAUACCCUUUUUGUAAAUUAUUGAGCAUUAUAGGUGUAUAAUUGUUUUUCCUUUAUACUUCACAAAUUCUGUUGCCAUGUGUUCAUUUUUGAUUGGUCAUGUCUUCUUGACCUUUUAAAAAUUCACAAUUUUUUUUUUACCUCAUUUGAAGAAUUCCAUUUUGUAGACAAAAUAUUUGUGUUAUAAGAUACAAUGUAUUACACAAGUAAGCUGUAUUAGUAAGGUAAUCUGUCAGAGUGUCUCAAUAUUUAUGGCAAGUUAGAAUCUGAGACUUCUCAGUCACAAAGUGUUAAAGUACAUCUACAUGGUGUACUAUGUGAAGAAUGGAUCUACUGUUUUACAAUCUGAUUAAAAUCGCUACAUGAGGCGCGACAAUAAAAAAAAGAUAAAGGAGUGGAUUGAGGAUCUGAUUUUAAUCAGAUUGUACUGUUUUAUACAUGUACGGUAUAUGUACAUGUAUUCUUAUCACAAAUUUUAUCUUUCAUUAAUUUUCCCAUCAUUGAGUAUGAUUUGGUCAAAAUUUUAUUCAUUAAUUUGAAAAAAAGAAAGUACCGGUACCCAGAUCACCUUUUUUUAAGUGGAAAAAAAAAGAAUAAUUGUACUCGCUGUGUUGUGUUUGUUGUGUACUAGAAUGCUGCUUUUGAAAGGAAGAUUUGCAAAAAUACAUUUUUCAGUUUGCUGUAAUCUAUGUGAACUGACUUUAGAAAAAAGAUGAUGUGUACAAUUGUUGUAAUAUAAACUGUUUAUACCAAAUAAUAUCUGAUAAAUAAUACACUAGAAAGAGACAUUAAGAAUCAUCUGCUAAUAAUAAAAAAAGUGUCCAUGUACAAUAGUCUAUGUAAAUUAGAAAUACUCUCUAAGAAAACUGUACUUCUAUAUGCAAAUAUUCUACAUUGUAUUUCGACUUUCUUAUAUCAUAUUUUUAUAGUUAUAUCAAUACUAUAGCAGAUUUAUUGACUGGGUCAGAGAUCAAUUAUUAAAACUAGAACCCAUUGAAAUUAUAUAAAAUCACAGAUUGUUUUAUUGAUUAAAAUAUGUUCAUUUUGAUGGAGCUUUGCAGUUACAUAAAUUACACACAGUUACUUUAAAUUCAUGACUAUUGAAUCUACUACACCUAUGAUUCUUGAUACUUUUAUUUUUAUUGCAUGACACUCUUCAAAGAUUUUUUUUUCUCAAAUUAAGUGUCAAUUAUAUUGGGUAUGUUAAAUUUUAUGUUAUGGAUACAUGUUAAGUGAUGAGAAACUUUAAAUAAAGGG
Molecule: messenger RNA, 2317 nt
Organism: Saccostrea echinata
Lineage: Eukaryota; Metazoa; Mollusca; Bivalvia; Ostreida; Ostreidae
Product: CDK2-associated and cullin domain-containing protein 1-like
Exons: 9
Coding region: 65-895 (276 amino acids)
Biological process (GO): ubiquitin-dependent protein catabolic process
Molecular function (GO): ubiquitin protein ligase binding
Source: RefSeq, a predicted model, not a curated record